Messenger RNA from Colletotrichum orchidophilum, 798 nucleotides. RefSeq names its product DASH complex subunit Spc34. The record is from RefSeq and is a predicted model, not a curated record. Gene Ontology annotation, biological process: attachment of spindle microtubules to kinetochore. The transcript is spliced from 2 exons. Lineage: Eukaryota; Fungi; Ascomycota; Sordariomycetes; Glomerellales; Glomerellaceae. Gene Ontology annotation, cellular component: spindle microtubule; DASH complex. Bases 1 to 798 code for a protein of 265 amino acids.
AUGUCAAUGCUUGCCAUCCACCUCGAGCAGAUUGCCCUCUCCUGCGAGGGCAUCGACUCGCUCCCCUUCCCGCCCCCGAAAAUCUUUACCAAUGCGAUGCUCUACAACACCGACAUCACCUCCCUAAUCCGCGACACCGAAGCCCACGAACGCGCUCUCUUCUCCGUCCCGCCACCACCACCGCCGCCAUCCUCAGCAGCCUCCCAGAACCCAGACUCGAAACCCACCACGUCUCGCCGGCAGACCGUCUUCAACGUUGCCUCGGGCGAAGUCACCACCGGCCCCCCACCAGGAAGCUCCCGCGCAGGAGGCGGCGGCGUGGGCGGCCCGCGUCGCCACACCGCCGUCUCGGCUGUCCUCGGCGGCGACCUCCACGCCCAGCUGCGCCGUGGCGAGCGCCAGGCCGCCAGCAAGGGGGGCGACGUCGACGUCGAAGUUCUCCUCCAAGGCGCGACGAAGCUGUGCGGCGUCUACGCCCUGCCCGGCGCGCUGGAACGCAUCCCGCAGCUGAGGUCGCGGUACGCGCAUCAGACCAACACGCUGGCGUACUACGAGGCCAAGGUCGCCGAGAACCAGGCUGCGCUGGAGAGGAUGAACAAGGAUCACUGGAUGGGAGAGGGAGACGAGGAGCCAGAAGACGAGGACGAUGAAGAAGAGGAGGCAGGCGAGGAUGUCAUGACGGAAGAGGAUCUGCGCGCCGAGGAGGAGUUUGUGAGGGAGCUCGACAAGAAGAAGCGUGAGCUGCAGCAGCGGUUGCGGGCAAUGGAAAAGGAUUUGGGAGCACUAUUGAAUAUGUGA